Molecule: messenger RNA, 853 nt
Organism: Pistacia vera
Lineage: Eukaryota; Viridiplantae; Streptophyta; Magnoliopsida; Sapindales; Anacardiaceae
Product: CBS domain-containing protein CBSX3, mitochondrial-like
Exons: 6
Coding region: 81-683 (200 amino acids)
Source: RefSeq, a predicted model, not a curated record
CAGCAACAAACAAGAAGUACAACUACUUUUGUCAAUUCUUCUGUGUUAGCUCUCUCAGUUUUAUCCUAAGAAGUAUCAAAAUGCAAGCAAUCGUUCGAGGAAUGCGACCUUGCCAGGAAACACUCAAGGGUGCAACCUUGAAGCAUUGCCAAGGGAAGUAUAGUCUUAAGAGGAAUAACAUAAAUCCAGGUUCUUCUCCCAUGGAAGAGAAGGGUUUGGAGAAUGUAACAGUAUCAGAUGUACUGAAGAGCAAGGGUGAAGAAAAAGUUGGGUCUUGGAUCUGGUGCAGAACGCAUGACAUAGUGGAUGAUGCUGCGAAAAAUAUGGCACAACAUAAUAUAGGGUCAUUGGUGGUACUAAAACCAGGAGAGCAACAACAAAUUGCAGGAAUUUUCACAGAAAGAGACUAUCUGAGGAAGAUUAUUGGGCAGGGAAGAUCACCCAAAUACACAAGAGUUGGGGAAAUUAUGACAGAGGAGAAGAAAUUGAUUACACUGCCCUCUGAUGCAAACAUUCUUCAAGCAAUGCAGCUUAUGACAGAUAAUCAGAUACGCCAUCUUCCGGUGAUAGACGGAAGAAUAGUAGGGAUGAUUUCUAUUGUAGAUGUGGUCCGUGCUGUGGUAGAUCAGCAAAGUGGAGAAUUGAAGCGAUUGAAUGAAUUCAUACAAGGAGAAUACUAUUAGAAAUUACAACAAUAUGUUUCAUAUAAUCAUACAAGGAGAGCCGUGGUUUCAAAAUCUGGUCCAAAAACUAGCUUUCUUGUCUCUAUUAUAUAUAGUUAAAAUACUGUUUUUAAAUGUAAGACAUCCAUAUUCAUGAAUAUUGAACAUAGACUGGACAAGAAAAUUCUAAU